Hibiscus syriacus is the source of this 936-nucleotide messenger RNA. RefSeq lists its product as uncharacterized. Bases 1 to 936 code for a protein of 311 amino acids. The transcript has a single exon. The record is from RefSeq and is a predicted model, not a curated record. NCBI's taxonomy places the organism in Eukaryota, Viridiplantae, Streptophyta, Magnoliopsida, Malvales, Malvaceae.
AUGCAAGACACCAUUGGGAUUCCUGCUUGUUUUUCAUCGGGUGAAAAGCCGAGUGAUGAUCCGACAGCCGUCACUAGGUCCGGCGAGAGCGUUUUCAUAUCUGUUUUCCGAACGAAGAUUGCCGACCAGUGUCGUUUGGUCAUUGUCACUUGGUGCAAGAAUGAGUUACUCCAUGGUCUUUCGGUAUCAGUGGAAGGUCCCCAGGGAGAGAACCAGUAUGGGUGUAAAUUUGAGCUUAAACCAUGGUGGUUUUGGAGAAAACAAGGUUCCAAACGAUUUGUGAUCGACGGUAAUAAACCUGUUGACGUGUUUUGGCACCUCAAGGCUGUUAAAUUCAAUGGUCAAACCGAACCCAUUUCCGACUACUAUGUUGCAGUUGUUUGUAAUGAAGAAGUUGUUUUACUUGUUGGAGAUCUAAAGAAGGAAGCUUAUAGGAAAACUGGUUGCAGGCCUGCACUUAUUGAUCCCAUUUUGGUUUCAAGAAAAGAGCAUAUAUUUGGAAGAAAGAGAUUCUCAACAAGAGCUAAAUUUCAUGAAAAAGGUGGGUUUCAUGAGAUUUCAAUCGAGUGUAAGAACAGAAAUGUGGAUUCAUUGGAUGGGGUUAUUGUUGUUGAGCCUGAAAUGGAGAUGAGAAUUGAUGGGAAUUUGGCCCUUCAUGUCCAGCAUCUUCAAUGGAAAUUCAGAGGGAAUGAAUCCAUCAAUGUCAACAAAAGAAGAUUACAAGUUUACUGGGAUGUACAUGAUUGGCUUUUCAGUCCUGGUUUAAGGCAUGCCUUGUUUAUAUUCAAGCCUGUUCUGUCGUCAUCGUCGUCAUCCUCGCCAUUAUCGUCAUUGUCAUUAUCGUCACAAACAGGGAGCAGUGGUUCAUUAGAAGGGCUUAACAAUGGUGGCACACCAGAGUUUUGUUUGUUUCUUUAUGCCUGGAAGAUUGAAUGA